UUCGCGCGCCUCCCUUCAUCGUCGCGACGCCGCGCCAUUUCUGCGCACGUGGGCGACGACGGCUGAGCGAGGGCGCCUGGCCCGCUCGCCAUUAACGCAGCCGUCGUGAAUGAACGCCGACCUCGACCGGGUGGCUGUCCAUUGAACAGGGCUCGCGGCCGACGACCGGCCGGCGCUCCGGGGGCGGCAGCACGCCCUCGCCGCGAUCACGCCUCAGUCGAGGAUGUGGCGUUGACGACGACUCUCUCUCUCACUGCGAAAUCUGUGUUCAUUUACCCGUAGAUUCUGACUAAGUGAUUAUCGUGCCGCAUAUUCGUAGUUUCCUAAAUGUUCUGUGAUCGCGUAAAUUUCAUUAAGACGUAGGUAGAGAUAAUAUAUUAGUGAAGUGUCGUGUGAGUUGAUGUCGGCAGGUGCCGGUGGUGAGUGAGUGCGCGCGAGUGCAUGUUGUGUAGUGAGGCAAGCGGGGAUGCGCGCGUGCGAUGCUCUCGGUGAUCGCGAUGCGUCGGCCCGAGGACGAGGAGCUGGGGCGCGGCGACGGCGACGAGUUCGUGGACAUCUCGCAGAUGCAGCUGCUGGUGGAGGCGGGCCCGAGCGGGCUGCACUACGGCGGGCCCGCGCCGCCGCUGGCGCAGCCGCAGCCCUACGCGCAGCCCCCGCACCCCGCGACCGUCACCUCUUCUUCCUCCGUCGAUGAUCUCUUCGCGAUAUACUUCACUCCGGGGCAGCAUGGUAGCCUACCAGGCGAUGAGUUGUCACUGGUUUGCUCCCCGCGGCGCCACAAGCACGAGGCGUCGCUGUCGCCGGGCGCGCGCGCCGAGGAGGCCAGCAACGCGUCCAGCGCCAGCGCCUCGCUGUACGGGCCCGCGCAGCCGCCCGCCGGCAAGCACGCGCCGUCGCCGCCGCUGCAGUGGCUGCUGCCGCCCGGCCCCGGCCCCGGCGACAAGUACUACCAGGAGUACGAGGAGCGCGUCGACCUGCUGCCGCCCGAGUGCCAACCCUACUGCGCGGCCCCGCAGCCCCCCUGCCCCGGGCCGUGCGAGUACCGCGCGCCGCCGCAGCACUGGGAGCAGGACUACCAGCCCGCGCCGCAGCCCGCGCCCGGCCCCUCCGGCCUGCCCAAGCGCGAGCCCUACCCGCCGCCGCCCGACCGGCCCGUGCAGCUCGCCGAGUACAACCCGUCCACGAGCAAGGGCCACGAGAUCCUGUCGCAGGUGUACCAGCAGAGCGCGCAGCCGCUGCGGCUGGUCGCGGUCAAGCCGCGCAAGUACCCCAACCGGCCGAGCAAGACGCCGGUGCACGAGCGGCCGUACGCCUGCCCCGUGGACGGCUGCGACCGCCGCUUCUCGCGGUCCGACGAGCUGACGAGGCACAUCAGGAUCCACACGGGCCAGAAGCCGUUCCAGUGCCGCAUCUGCAUGCGCUCGUUCAGCCGGUCGGACCACCUGACGACGCACGUGCGCACGCACACGGGCGAGAAGCCCUUCGCCUGCGACGUGUGCGGGCGCAAGUUCGCGCGCUCGGACGAGAAGAAGCGGCACGCCAAGGUGCACCUGAAGCAGCGGCUGAAGCGCGAGCGCGGCGGCGCGCACGACCACCCGCCGCACCUCUAGCAGGCGGCGCGCGGCUCCGCGUCCCCACAUUCCAGUGACAGUGAGCCCUCCACCUCCGACUCGGUGGACAACUGAACUUUUACUUUCACGUUGAAGUUAUCAAAUAAUUUCAUCGCCUAGCCGUAAGAAUUGUCUUUAACGAAGCUUUAUUAACUCUACAUAUGUAAAUUCAUUGAAAUUUAUAUAUCUUUUUAUACAUAUUUGUAAUUAAUAUGAUAGGAGAUGAUCAGCUCGAUGUAUUUAUUUUUAAUUUAGAUA
Messenger RNA from Cydia amplana, 1868 nucleotides. RefSeq names its product early growth response protein 3-like (gene sr). Gene Ontology annotation, biological process: regulation of transcription by RNA polymerase II. The transcript is spliced from 2 exons. Gene Ontology annotation, molecular function: RNA polymerase II cis-regulatory region sequence-specific DNA binding; DNA-binding transcription factor activity, RNA polymerase II-specific. The record is from RefSeq and is a predicted model, not a curated record. The coding region runs from base 480 to 1610 and encodes 376 amino acids. Lineage: Eukaryota; Metazoa; Arthropoda; Insecta; Lepidoptera; Tortricidae.